UGCCAAUCAUCAAUAAAGCUUUUGCAAAACUUGUUAUGGACAUUGAUUAUUCAAUGAGUCAAUGGAAAGUUGAUCCCAUUGAAGAGUAUCUCAACUACACCAUGAGUUUGUUAGAGCUUUUGAAUUGCAUUUCUUCUUCUCUUUCUCAUCUUGGCCAAACAAGGCUUUUUCUAGCACAUGGUUUGAAUUUAACUUUGGUGAAGGAGAAAUCACAUUAUUUGGCUAUAAAGCAUUUGAAACAAAUUCAACCAUUAAUAUUAGGGUGUUUUAGCAACAAGUUUGGUAAACAUUUUUACACACAACAUCAUAAAGCAAAUACUUUUUUUGGUAAAGAGUUGAUUUUUCAUGAGGGUGUUAAGGAAAUGAAGAGUAUUGGAUUUUGGGUAUGUGGAGUUUUCUUAUCUUGUUUAUAUGGUGAUGUUAAGCCAUACAUGGAACUAAGAAAAAUUGUUGGUGGGUUUGAAAGUUCUCUAGUUGCUACACUUGAUAUCAAAAUCAGUGAAAAGUUAGUGAAGAAAAAGCCGAGCUUUCGCGAGAUUGAAGAGAUAGAUAAUGGUGUUGCUGCUGAUGAAGUAAGAACUGAUGCAACUGAAGAAUUGAAGAGAAAGUUGUGUGAGUUAGAGAAGCUAUCUGAUGAUAUAAGCAAGCAGGUGGGUCAUUUGUUUGAUGGUGUAAUGAUGCAGAGAAAUGAAUUAAUUGAUGGCUUUAGACUCAAGAAAUAGCAUCAAUAAUCAAUUGUUUCAUUCUUUAUGUAAAUAUCAAUAGUUAGGAAAUAUUGUUUUUGUAAUGUUUCUUACAAUGUAUAAGUAGAAAAAGGUUUAAUUAACCAAUAAAAUUGAAUCUAGCACAAGAGACUAGAUUCACACAAUGUAGCAAAUCAAGAUUUGAAUCUCAGCUGAGAGAA
Cicer arietinum (chickpea) is the source of this 904-nucleotide messenger RNA. Lineage: Eukaryota; Viridiplantae; Streptophyta; Magnoliopsida; Fabales; Fabaceae. The record is from RefSeq and is a predicted model, not a curated record.